AUUGGGGGGAAAGAGACGGGCGUAGUAAGAAAGAAGUAAUAAAAAGUGAUCAUGUGUGCGUGGUCGGAGCGUGGUGGCAGGGGGCGGCGGCAGGCCCCUCCCCGGGCUCGCUCGGCCUCAGUCGCCGUCUCUCCGCGCCGCGCCGCACCGGGCCCGAUUACCGCACCGCACACUUACCGCGUAAAAAGUUUUCACCGAUUUCCCGAAACUUGAACGGAGAAUAAAUGUGCUGAAAAUUUAAAAGCUCUUGUUUUAGACUGCUUUGUUGCAACUGAACUGUCUCGUUUUCAUUGUGAAUUUUAGAAAUAUAUCUGUGAUUUAGUAUCUUUGUAUUUUUUUUCGCAAAAAAACUUAGAGAAAAUCUAUUCAAGAUAUUAAUUCCUAAACAAAGAUCACCUUCACCCACGUGCACCAGAACCACUGACCACCAGUACGUCAUCCAGGUUAUGCGCCCCGAUGGGAUGUUCAGACGGUGAUACUCUGGGCGCGCAGGCGGUCAACUUGAUGCUGUUGCAAGGGGAGCGGCAGGGGCCCGCCAUGGACGAGGAGUGCUCCGCCCGGCCCUGCGCCACGGACUUCUCCAUCGCCGCCAUCAUGGCCCGCGACCGGCAGGAGCGCCGCGAGCGCCGCCGCCACAGAGACCCUCGGGAGGACACCUUGACACCGCUAGAAAAAUUCGUGGACGCCGCCGCAUCAGGCUCGGGCUCCCCGUCCCCGCCCCUGGACUUCGAGCGAGACUCGCCCGUGGACGUCUCCUCCACGUCCGAGGCAGGGUCCGCGCCCGGGGGCUCCCGCGCCGUGUCCCCCCCGCCCCGCAACCCGCAGCUCAUGGAGCGCUGGUCCAGCGAGGAGAUGCGUCACAUACAGUGCCAUCUGGAGACCAAGGAGCUCUGGGACAAGUUCAACGAUUUGGGCACUGAGAUGAUUAUCACGAAGACUGGCAGGCGGAUGUUCCCGACGGUGCGCGUGUCGUUCGUGGGGCUGGCGGGCGGCGCGCGCUACGCCGUGCUGCUGGACGUGGUGCCGGUGGACGGCAAGCGCUACCGGUACGCGUACCACCGCUCCUCGUGGCUCGUGGCCGGCAAGGCGGACCCGCCCGCCCCCGCGCGCCUCUACCCGCACCCCGACUCGCCCUUCUCCGCCGACCAGCUGCGCAAGCAGGUCGUCUCCUUCGAGAAGGUCAAGCUCACUAAUAAUGAGAUGGACAAGAAUGGACAGCUGGUAUUAAAUUCGAUGCACAAGUACCAGCCCAGGAUCCACCUGGUGCUGCGGCGCGAAGGCGCCAUCAACGCACCAAUCACAGACCUCGAGCAGGAGGAGUUCAAGACCUUCAUAUUCCCCGAGUGCGUCUUCACCGCAGUCACCGCGUAUCAGAACCAAUUGAUAACGAAGCUGAAAAUCGACAGCAAUCCUUUUGCUAAGGGAUUCCGUGACUCGUCACGUCUCACUGAAUUUGAAAGAUUUUAUAUCGCUCCCGGAGAGCUCGACCGCUCAGUCUACCCCGAUGAAGCGCGGAUCUGCGCGCCGAGCUAUAGGGAGACGAUGGAGUCGAUGCUGGCGGAGCAGCACUACCUGCGCUCGCCGCUGCGGCCCUUCGACCUGGACCAGCACAACAACAACCUCACGCUGGAGGAGAAGGCGAUCCUGGCGGCGCGCUCGCAGCUGUUCCUGCGCGCGGCCUACCCGCUGUACGGCGUGCCGGCGGCCGCGCUGUGGGGGCAGUGGGCCUGCCUGGCGCCGCAGCUCCUGGCGCAGCAGCACCUGGCCGGCGGCUCGGGCCUGCAGCUGCCGCGGCCCGUGUACCCCGGCGCCCCCGCGCCCCCCGCGCCGCUCGCGCAGCACCGCUUCUCCCCGUACCCCGCGCGCCGCGCCUCGCCCGGCUCCUCGCCCGACAGCCUGCGCGACGCCUCCCCGCACCCGCUGCCGCUCACGCCGCACCCCCCGCACACCCCGCACAACCCGCACAGCCCCACUUAGUCCACCAACACCCUCACCUCGACUUGAAGAUCUCUGAUGUAAGAUAUAUGCUCGCAUUCAAAGUGAAUAGCAUAAUGGGUGCAGAACCUGUCUUGUAUGUCUUUAUGCAAGAUUGUUGUAUUUCGAAUGAAAGCCAACUCAAGUAUAGUUUUCAACCGGGAAAUGAUCGUUUUAUGGAUAUUAAAGUGUUAAAAAAACAAAGUGCGCGCCCCGGGCGAGACCCUUGUGGCCACAAGUGUAAUUAUUGAACUUACAAACUAUUGAAUGGCCCCGGCUUUUGUGAAUAUUCCAACUCGAGCAAUCCACUAGACACUGUGUAUUAUAAUGUAAAAAUAUAAUAAUAAUAUUAUUUAAAUGUAGAUUUAGAUAUAGCUCUAAAUUAUUGUUAAAUGUUCCUAAUAGUUUGGUCUUGUAGUGAGGAUUUCCGUAUUGUAUAGCACUAUUAUAUUAUAGAAAUGUGACGCAUUUAGCUCCGUGUCUAUUUUACUCUUCUUAAUUAAUGAUUGUGCUUUGUUCAAUUGAAAAUCUUGGUCCUCGUUUGUAUUUUAAACCAAAUUACCUAAACUUAGAACACAUUCUGAAUGGCUGAAAUUCAGAUUUAUUAGAGAAAAUGUGCAAUAUAAGUAUUAUACUAUAAACUCAAGAAUUUAAAUGUUUAGUAAAUAUUAGGAAUCUUUGUAAGAAUAAGUAACAUAAAUUUUAGAACUUUUAUUUAUUCUUGCAUAUAAAUUUGUUGCCGUUUUCAUGAAAACAUGACAAAAGAAAAAUGACACGUAUAGAAUGUACCAACUUAGCUAUUACCUAGUUAAAAUUAUAGUUAUGAUAAAUAAUAUAUUGCUAAAAUAUGUAAAUAAAACAUUAAAUGUUUGUUAACAGAA
Molecule: messenger RNA, 2855 nt
Organism: Plutella xylostella (diamondback moth)
Lineage: Eukaryota; Metazoa; Arthropoda; Insecta; Lepidoptera; Plutellidae
Product: T-box transcription factor TBX20
Biological process (GO): cell fate specification; regulation of transcription by RNA polymerase II; heart development
Cellular component (GO): chromatin; nucleus
Molecular function (GO): RNA polymerase II cis-regulatory region sequence-specific DNA binding; DNA-binding transcription factor activity, RNA polymerase II-specific
Source: RefSeq, a predicted model, not a curated record